Messenger RNA from Gadus morhua (Atlantic cod), 1202 nucleotides. RefSeq names its product exosome component 3 (gene exosc3). NCBI's taxonomy places the organism in Eukaryota, Metazoa, Chordata, Actinopteri, Gadiformes, Gadidae. The transcript has 4 exons. The record is from RefSeq and is a predicted model, not a curated record. Gene Ontology annotation, molecular function: RNA binding. Gene Ontology annotation, biological process: CUT catabolic process; poly(A)-dependent snoRNA 3'-end processing; U4 snRNA 3'-end processing. The coding region runs from base 84 to 818 and encodes 244 amino acids. Gene Ontology annotation, cellular component: nuclear exosome (RNase complex); cytoplasmic exosome (RNase complex).
UUUUACUUCGUUUUCAUGUGUCACAGUUAUUGCUGUCCCCCCGAUGCCUGUACAACACAUGGCAAACAUAUGACAGCAGAGCCAUGGAAUCGUGCUUAAAAGUUAAAGUUGGUGCGGUACUAUUGCCAGGAGAUGUGUUUACUUUCAUCAAAACUGAUACAAUAUCCUUGACCGAAUCUCUGAAAGACGAGAAGAUAAUCUGUGGUCCCGGACUGCGGCGGAAUGGAGACGAUGUUGUCGUCUGUAAAAGUGGAGUUCUGCGGCAUAAAAAUCCUAACCUGUACUGGGUGGAUUCUCAACAGAGACGGUACGUUCCUGUCAAAGGAGAGAGUGUGAUUGGCAUCGUAACGACCAAAUCAGGGGAUGUCUUUAAGGUGGACGUGGGGGGGAGCGAGCAGGCCUCCCUCUCCUACCUGGCCUUCGAGGGUGCGACCAAGAGGAACCGGCCCAAUGUGCAGGUGGGGGACCUGGUCUAUGCUCAGUUCCUCAUAGCCAACAAGGACAUGGAGCCAGAGCUGGUGUGCAUCGACAGCUCGGGAAGGGCCAACGGCCUGGGUGUGUUCGGGGCCGGGGGCCUCCUCUUCAAGGGGUCUCUUGGACUAGUGCGCAGACUGCUGACCCCCCAGAAUGAGAUUCUGAAGGACCUGGAGAAGCUGUACCCGUGCGAGCUGGUGCUGGGGAUGAACGGCCGGCUCUGGGUCAGGGCGGCCACCGUUCAGAAGACGCUGAUCGUGGCCAACCUCCUGGAGAGCAGCGAGAACAUGAGUGCUCAGCAGAGGCGCACCCUGUUCAAGAGGGUGGCCGACGGAAACCUCUAGUGGAGCCCUGCUCAACGGCUCUGUUGGUUUGGUCUUCAGUUAGGGAAGGAGAGAGAGAGACAGACCGAUUGGGACAGCGAGGAAAGAGGGAUGGAAAGACAGGCAGGUUAUAGGGAGGGAGAUCAACCACAAGAGGUAAAUGGACGGAGAGCGAGGGAACUGGAGAACUAUGAAGGGGACGCUGAAGAAAAGAAGGAGCAAUACACAGAAAGGGGGGUGUGAGGAGAGAAAAACCAAGGCAGGUGCAGAGUGCAUGACAUGGUGACCUGUCCUAGCCAGGCAGUUGUGUUUUUUUUUUUAAAGAUUAGAACAAUGAUUUGUGACAUAAUUCUGCUGUACAUAUUGCUUUAUUUUCUACUUUUGAAUAAAUUACACUAUUAAUUC